UCCCGAAAUUCAAGUUUGUAAAAAGUACAAAUUUGGAAGACACUUGCUACUGUUUAAUGUGUUUAUCAAUUGGUAUUUGUGUAAAUAUUUCAACCACCUCAGUCUUACCUUUAAAAAUCUUUGCGCGGUCACCACCAUGAGCAUAUUUGGAGGAAAUCCUGGCGCAAGUAGUGGUGGAUUCACUUUUGGUACCCCAACAUCUACCCAGGGAGCUCCUGUUAGUUCAAGUACACCUUUAGGGGGAUUUUCGUUUGGACAGAAGCCUGCAACAACAACUGCAGCAUCAGCCACACCAUUUGCUAUGGGCAUUCAGCCCCAGGCCUCCACCCAAGGGUUUCCUUUUGCAUCGUCUACCUCCACCAGUGCAGCAGCACCUGGGGGGUUUACGUUUGGAUCAGGGGGAGGAGGAGUUAUGGGAGGGGGCACUCCAGCCACCCCCGCUGCCCCCUCCACACAGCCAACUGCUUCAGCAACCACUGGGCCACAGGUUGGUGGGCUGGCAGGAUUUGCUAUGGGUAAAAUGCCCACAGUGUCCACAGUGACAACAGCAGCAGCCACCCCAGCUGCGGCUCCUACAGGACUGACAUUGGGGGGAACCACAGGAGCAACAGCUACUUUCAACUUAACAGGACAAACAGCAGCCACUAAGCCACUUGGAAUAUCAGUGGGUACUACCCAGGGAACUGCUCCAGGCCUAACUUUGGGGGCUGCUAAUACCACCACCUCCACUGGAUUAUCCCUUGGAACAGCCACAUCUGCAAGUGGUUUCCAGUUUGGUGGUGCCAAAACAACAACAGCUGCACCAACUUUAGGGGGCUUAAUUGCUGGCACCACUACUGCUGCCACAAAACCACAAACCACCACUCUUUCCUUUCCAGUGGCAGCUGCCAGCACUGCAGCCACAAGUUCAGCUGCCAGCACAAUUGCGACAGCCGUCGUCCCUGAGACCAAGAUGUCGUAUCAACAACUGGAGGAGAGUAUUAACAAGUGGAUGUCAGAGCUAGAGAAGCAGGAACAGGACUUCUUAGAACUGGCCACUCAGGUGAAUGCCUGGGACCGAUUACUGGUGGAAAAUGGAGAGAAAAUAACAACACUUAACAGUGACAUGGAACGAGUGAAGGUAGACCAGCAGAAACUGGAUCACGAGCUCGACUUCAUUCACUCACAACAGCGGGAGUUAGAGGAAUUACUGGUCCCUCUCGAGAAGACCGUAGAACAACAGCCAAAUAUUAACAUUCAGCAACACUCUGCUCUGGAGAGGGAAAACACAUAUCAGUUAGCAGAGAACAUUGAUGCACAGCUGAAAAGGAUGCUAUCAGAUUUAAAAGAAAUCAUCGAUCAUCUGAAUUCCUCUAAUACUAACCAGGAUCAAAAUGACCCGAUUCAGCAAAUAACUAAAAUUUUAAAUUCUCACAUGGACUCACUUCAGUGGAUUGACCAGAACACAACAUUACUGGGAAGGAAAGUGGAGGAAAUUUCAAAACAGAUGGAAAUUCAGCGGAGGGAACAAGAGAGGAAUUUCCGACUUGUUUAUAACUGAUGUUUGUUUAUGAAUUGCUGUACAAAUUCUGUUAGGGAGGUUCACAGAACAGCUCUCAAGACAAGUCACCUAGAGGAAAGGAUGGAACGAGUGUGAAUAUUCACUGUGGACACAUGAAUUCCAUCAUAUUAAUAAUUCAUGUAUUUAAGUGUUGCAACUUUGUUAUUAAUGAAAAAUUAAGUUCUGUGAAGGAAAACACAAACUAAUGACGAUGAUAAUUUCCAAAGAAGGUACUUUUAAACUGAUAUUGACCAAAAAGAGAAAACAUUCUCCAUAGCAGUUAUGUAAGACAUUGUAACAAUAGCAGACAUUGGGAAGUUUAAUAAUUCAGUGGAGACAAUGUCAAUAUAUGGGCAAACUGAAAGAGACGAAGAUCAAUUUUUAGUUACUUUUUCUUACAAGAAGUUGUGCAUGUUGUGUUUUCUAAUCAUCCCUAUGGAUUGUUAGUAUCACUCUAUUUCAAACUUUCAAGUUUAUACUGCAUUUGUAUGUUACAAAUGAUUUUUUUUUUAAAUAUUGUAUUAGAAUUUAGAAUGUAAGUGCAUUAACUUCAUAUUUAGACAGCAUCAGGCAAUGACAUCAUUUAAAGGAUGUGAUUUAUGGGCCGUCUAAGAUUUUGUGUAAGAAUUAUUCAUGAAUUAGUUUUGUUUAAAGCAACAUCACAAGCUGAUCAUUGCAGUACAAUUAAAUUUAAUUUGUCAUGUGUACAAUAAUUUACAUUAGGUAUCGUUACACAGUGGUUUAAUAAAACAGGUACCUAUUA
Molecule: messenger RNA, 2303 nt
Organism: Saccostrea echinata
Lineage: Eukaryota; Metazoa; Mollusca; Bivalvia; Ostreida; Ostreidae
Product: nuclear pore glycoprotein p62-like
Exons: 9
Coding region: 137-1540 (467 amino acids)
Biological process (GO): RNA export from nucleus; protein import into nucleus
Cellular component (GO): nuclear pore; nuclear pore central transport channel
Molecular function (GO): structural constituent of nuclear pore; phospholipid binding
Source: RefSeq, a predicted model, not a curated record